Molecule: messenger RNA, 1418 nt
Organism: Eleginops maclovinus (Patagonian blennie)
Lineage: Eukaryota; Metazoa; Chordata; Actinopteri; Perciformes; Eleginopidae
Gene: lmo4lb
Product: LIM domain transcription factor LMO4.1
Exons: 5
Coding region: 322-801 (159 amino acids)
Source: RefSeq, a predicted model, not a curated record
AAUAGUGUCGAUGUCAGGAGCGUUGAAGACAGAGGGAGGGAUGUUGAUAAAUGGACAGCAGGACAGGAGACAGGAAGCGAAGCUGCGUCAUGUCUGCUCACAGUUACACUCACUACUGAGAGUUAGCUCAACUAUCACCGUCUCUGUGACUGGGCUUCGUAUCGCUUCACCUUUUUCUGCAAAGUUCUGGAGAACGGAACAUGUCAGGUCCGAGUGCUCCAGCUGUCCGCGUGCCGAGGUUCUUCUGAAGAGUGCGGCAGUUUGUCAGAUUUGAGCCGGAGGAACGCUUUGUCUCAGGAGCCUUCGAGGGCUCCCAUCGUCAUGGUUAACAACCAAGCGUCAGGCUUACCGCUGGCCCCCAGGUCGUGUGCAGGAUGCGGGGGGAAAAUCGCCGACCGCUUCCUGCUCUUCUCCAUGGAGCGCUACUGGCACACUCGCUGCCUCAAGUGCUCUUGCUGCCAAGCCCAGCUGGGAGACAUCGGCACCACCUGCUACAGCAAAGGGGGCAUGAUUCUGUGUCGGAGUGACUACAUCAGACUGUUUGGGCACAGCGGGGCAUGCAGCGCCUGCGGACAGUCAAUCCCAGCCAACGAGAUGGUGAUGAGGGCACAGGGAAAUGCUUACCACCUGAAGUGUUUCAGCUGUGCCACCUGUAGAAACAGACUGAUGCCUGGCGACCGCUUCCAUUACAUAAACGGUACAAUCUUCUGUGAACACGACACACCCGGCGCCGUGUUGCUCAGCAGCCACCUGCCCCCCCUCCAAAGCAGCUCUGUGCUGACGGACCAGAAGGUAUGCUGAGGUGCACAGAAGCAGGUCUUCCUCCGUUUCUUCUCCCGCUUCUCGUUGUUGUUGUGAUUUCUCAUCACUGCCCCGCCCUUCUCCCCCAGGAGGAAGGACACAGUUGAUUACAAGAUCCUGGUCCGUCACCACAUCGGAAACUAUACACGCGUCACAUUUAUGUUGUGUUCAAUGUUGUCUGUGCAUCAUGCAAGGACUUUGUGUGUGAUUUGCACUGGCACCAGGCUUCUUUGGGACUGAGAGAAAGCCAAAGGAAAGGAUAAAGAUGAAAGCCUGCACCCACUGGAGAAGGGAAUAAGAGACGCUUGAAUGAACAUUCGAUGGACUGCUGUAAAAUGACUGUCAAAGCUUUGCUUAUGCCAUGUGGCAAAUAUUUCCCCUGAGCGUCGGUGUUUUUAAUGAACUUGAUCUCUCUCUUGUAUAAAUUAAUCUGAAAUCUCACACUCUGAGGAUUGAAUAUAAUAUGUAUGGGUGUUAGGUUAAAAUGUCCAGUCUUAAGAAACCUUGUAAUAAGAUUUUUAAAAAGCUGUUUGUCAGAGGUAAGAUUCAAACUUUUCAAAAUCUGAUGUUGCUGAAUGAUGACUGAUUCUUCCAGCAUAAAAAAAUCUGAAAUUGUC